GCCGCAAUGAACUCGUUGAAAGAGGCCUUGGCCCGCGUGUCGCGCGUGGUCAACCCCCCCGGGCCGCGGCGCCGCCCGCCGCCGGUGGUUGUCCCGGCGCCGCCGGCGGCCCCCCGGCACCUCCAGCUCGGCGAACGGCCCACGGUUCCGCGGCCGCAGCUCGCCGCGGCGCGGCCGCACGUCCAGCGCUUCUUGCGCAGGCGGUUCCAGCGCUUCCUCGAGCCGCUCCAGAUGCCGCAGCUCCGGAUCCACGAGGACAGGCGGGCGCCCUACGACGCGGCGCGUGCGGAGCGGCGGCUCGCGCACAAGAGCAGCGCGGACCGGCUCCAGAUGCUCACGUACUUCCUCGGCGAGCGGCCGGCGUUCGAGCGCAUGAUGCGGUUGUUGGAGGCGCACACGCCGCGCGAGCUCAUGGACGGCGCCACCGUGGAGAGCCCGGCCGCGUUGGCCCGGGUGUUGGAGCGCGAGGACCGGGAGUUUCAUGCGGCCCGCUACGCGCACGUGCCGCGCUUCCACUUCCGGGAGGUGCCGCCCAUGCCGCGGCCGUUGACGCGGGCGGGCUUCCAGGAGUACGUGUACACGUUGACGCACAGCCGCAUGCUCUACCGCAACGCGCUGUCGUUGAAGAGCGGGCUCGUGCCGGAGAUCCUCCUCUACACGCACCGCGUGGAUAACGAGGCGUUCCGCCCGUUCCGGUCCACGGAGACGUACAACUACCUCAUCAAGUACUUCGGCUUCGACAAGUUCCAGAGCUCGUUCGCGCGCGAGCUCGUGCUCGUGAUGGUGCACGACGGCCAUGCGCCCAACACCAACACGCUCAACCAGCUCUUGAGGAUCUGCCGUGUGCACAGCCGCCGCCGCUCGCUCGUCAGCACCUACAAGCUCGUGGCCAACUACCUCGGCUUGGCCCGCAAGCUCGGCCUCCGCAUCAACCUCGCCACCUGGAACCGCGUCUACGACUGCAUCGACAACAUCCUCUUGAAGGAGGCCUUUCUCAACAGGAUGCUGGCCGUGUGUCUCCCGGUGCUGGACAACAUGUGCGUGCGCGUGCUCGCGGACUUCUGCACCACCACGUCGCACACGCAAGAGGUGGUGCGCUUCUUGGAGAACGACCUCCGCCGCCCGGCCUGGCGCGACGCCCCGCGCCUCGCGGAGAAGGUGCUCUUCCACCAGGUCCAGCACACGGCGGCCAACGCAGACCUCGCGCGGGUCUUCGAGGACUUCGGCCGCCACGUGGCCGUCGACGCGUUGACGCUCAAGACCUUGGCCAACGCCAUCAACGCCAACGCCAACUUGCUGCACCGGGGCUACCUCGUGCUCUGCAUGUACGUGCGCCUCGCGCCGCUCGUGCCGCUCGUCCCGCCCGAGGUCUACAGCCGCGCGGCUCAGCUACUCUGUGAGAACGCCGAGGGCUACGAUAUCCCGGCCGUCAACUUCUUUGUCCGUGCCAUCGUCCACCACGACGCCACGAGGAUGCUCGGCUUGCCGCCCACGGAGCCCAAGAUGGACUUCAAAACCGAGGAGACCAGAGACUCCAAGAAACAGGCUCGCGGACCAAGGCUCAAGAGCCCCGACGCCGUCUUCCCCGAGAACUACAAGAUCUUCAAGAGAUUGUCCCGCAAGGGCCUCAACGUCCUCGAGGCAAAGGUUAUCUACGAACUCCAGGAGCGGCCAAACCCCGGCUCGAGAUACCCGUGGGACCUUCUCACCGAAAGCGAGGAGAAGGCGUGGGUGGCCAUCACCGAGCAAAUCAGAGCCCAGUCCCGCUUCUGGGAAAACACCGCCGCCAAGGCCGCAAGCGUAGGGCUCGUCGUGUCCGAUCACCCGCAAGCCCCGCCCGCAUGGAUCACCGCCUACGAAAAGAAACAGUACAGGCAAAUGAGCCUCAGUCACGAGAUCAACACCUUACAAAAGCUCGCCAUGGGCUUGGACAAGCACACCGAGCAUGAGAUGAAGAAACGAAACAUAUACGCUGCUUCCCCGGAACAGACGUCUGUCUAA
Messenger RNA from Metschnikowia bicuspidata var. bicuspidata NRRL YB-4993, 2001 nucleotides. RefSeq lists its product as uncharacterized. The annotation marks the transcript as partial. The transcript is spliced from 2 exons. NCBI's taxonomy places the organism in Eukaryota, Fungi, Ascomycota, Pichiomycetes, Serinales, Metschnikowiaceae. The record is from RefSeq and is a predicted model, not a curated record.